Effrenium voratum is the source of this 168-nucleotide messenger RNA. NCBI's taxonomy places the organism in Eukaryota, Dinophyceae, Suessiales, Symbiodiniaceae. The record is from the annotation of a GenBank genome assembly.
AUGCAGCUCCGGCGCGGCGAGUUCGGCAAGAAGGGCCAGGUGAAGCACUCGCACCUCACGGACGUGGACACCACCGACAUGUCCGCCGCCUGGGCGCAGAGCUCCAAGGUGGUGCAGAGGCGCGAGCCCAGUCGAGUCGAGUGCGAGUGGAGCCGGUUUUCUUUGUAG